Penicillium maclennaniae is the source of this 339-nucleotide messenger RNA. RefSeq lists its product as uncharacterized. Lineage: Eukaryota; Fungi; Ascomycota; Eurotiomycetes; Eurotiales; Aspergillaceae. The transcript is spliced from 2 exons. The record is from RefSeq and is a predicted model, not a curated record. Bases 1 to 339 code for a protein of 112 amino acids.
AUGCGCGUUUACCAAGGCAAAUUGAACACCAACACCAGCUACGCCACGAAAGAUGAGACUAUCACUCUCGUGACUAAUGGUGGCUUCCGACAAGGGUCAACCGCUGUGAUCACCGGUCAAUGGACUGUCUCCUAUACCGGUGUAUCAAAGAAGAAUUACUCUCGGGCUGGUACCAUCACCAAACUGGAAGAUGAUCAAAUUGAGAUCUUCGUGGACGAAGAUCAGUAUUAUUGGUUCGAGGGAAAAGUGUCGGAUGAUCAAAUCGUAUUGAAUAUGAAGAAAGAUGGCGACGACAAUUAUGGUGAAGCCGAACUAUCUCUUGUUUUUUCAGAGACCUAG